CUCCUCGGACAGCUCUUUCCACUCAGGUGCGACUGGUUCGGCAUUUAUUUCCUACAAAACGACAAAAAAAGAAGGCUCUGGAAGAUGGAUAAACAAUAUAUAACAGUGAGCCCCACCGACGACGUCGACGUUAAGACCGAGAAUGAACCUCAACCGAAGAAAUACCGCUACGUACGCAAAGAGGGCAACUGCAACGUGGUGUUCCGCCGCGUUCCCGAGGAGUGGCUGCUGUUCGUGACGGACAUCUUCACCACCUUGGUGGAGAUCAGGUGGAGGGUGAUGUUCCUGAUCUUCGCCCUGUCUUACAUCCUGUCUUGGCUUUUUUUCGGCAUCCUCUACUGGGUGAUCGCUCUGGCUCACGGUGACCACAGAAACACGAGUGACCCCUGCAUGUACGAGGUGCGCAGCUUCACAGCUGCUUUCCUCUUCUCCCUCGAAACCCAAACGACCAUCGGCUACGGUUACCGAGGGAUGUCCGAGAACUGCAUGAUCGCCAUCAUCGUUGUCACCGUGCAAGAUGUCAUCAGCUGCUUCAUUGACACGUUCGUCAUCGGAAUUGUUGUUGCCAAAAUGGCCUCGGCCAGGAAGAGGGCGCAGACGGUGGGCUUCAGCAACUGCGCCAUCAUAAAUCUCCGCGACAACUACCUGUGUCUUUCCUGGAGGGUCGGGGACUUCCGCAGGCACCACCUGGUGGAGGGGACGGCUCGCGCUCAGAUCGUCCGCUCCACGGUGCACGCCACGGGGAAAAUGGACGUGACAUUCGAAGACCUGGUCAUCCAGCAGAGAGACAUCACCCUGGUCACACCCACCACCAUCUUCCACAGGAUCGAACUAGGCAGCCCGCUGUACAAUAUGAGCUUGAAGGAUCUGCGGAAAGCAGACUUUGAGCUGGUGGUGUCGUUCACCUACACGGACGACUCCUCCGGUAUGCUGCACCAGACCCGCACCUCGUACACUCCGGCCGAAAUCCUCUGGGGUCAGCUGUUCCAGGAGAUGAUCAGGGUCAGCAGGAGGAACUACGGGGUGGAUUACAGUUUGUUCAAUCACACCGCCAAGGUGCUGGUGCCCGAGGUCAGCGCUGAGGAGUACGAACACAAGAAGCAGUGGCGGCCAUCUCCCCGGCAUUCCCCGCGACUUUCACCCAGAUCUUCGCCGCGCCCCUCCCUAAGGUCACAGCAGCGAAAUCAUCAUGAAAAGCUUCUGAAACCCCCAACGGUAACGGUGGAACUCGUGAACGAUAGUCCCCCCGAACCAACUGUUUCGACAUCUCAGGAAGACGAUCAACAUCAAGACAGGUUGACUCUGCCCAAUGACCUCACAAAUAUAGAAAUAUAAAAGCAGAACCAUGAUGUUUGAGGCCGCCGUUUAUUAAGACACUGUGUUAAUUGUCCAUCUUUUCAAAGAAGCGACUGCUAAAGAAGAAUAUUGAGGAUGCUACUGAAUAUCAUUUACUGGAAGAAAGAAAAAAAAAAGGGUUCUGGUAUCUGUUUCUUAGCAUGUGAUAAAAAAAAGUGACACUUCAGCUGGAAUCUGUCUUUUGAGUAUCAAAGACUGAACCCUUGGAGGCUUGAAAGAUGGCGCCUGGCCCAAUGAGAGCCGCUCAUCCAGAACGUAGGUGGCAUGUAGGCUAUUCAAGGCAGGUUCCUUAGCCGUGGUUUUUAAAAACAGUACAGGCUUUACACUAUGUGUAGCCAGCUAGCAAGAGUGCUAACCACAAUUAGCCUACCAAUGACUUACGCUGUCUUGUGGCCAUCGCCUUGCAGAUCAUAGCGGUCCCUCGAACAUCUCCUAGCCCUCCAUUAAAAAGCUCCACCUUCAAGUGCUAAAGACGGAAGGAUUGGCAAAAGUUUUACAAACAUUAAACUUCCAUAGUUUCCCAAUACGAAGAGUCCACGGCCACACCAGUUUUUAACACGCUCACAAUGGCAAAGCUAGCAUGUUGCUAUUUAGCAGAUCUAUUGUUUACCUUGUUUGCCCUCUUAGUUUAGCUUGUUGGCGUGCUAACAUUAACAGAUUUGAGACGUGUAAACGGAUAUUUUGAGCGAUGAGACAUUUUUUACAGCCACAUUUCAAGCCUCCGGGUACUCAGUACUUUGCACACAGAAUAUAAAUACUUGGUGGAUGACAUCACAGUACGAAACCUAUAAAGUACAGAGGCUCGCCAUUUGAAAUAUAGACACCGUUUAAUGAAUUUUAUUAUUUAUAGGGUAAUUGUAAUAUUCAGAUUACGGUGAUUGUGAAUUUGAGGGGAAGCAAGACAAAAAUAAUAUUUAAGUGUAUUUCUGUUUUUUUUAACUUUAUAUCGUACUCGUGGGGAAAUGGUUUCAUCAACUGUGUUUUCCAAAUUCAAAAAUGAACUUUAAAUCUCGAUCUUUAAGGCAACGUGGAUGACAAAGUCCUUAAAAUGACUCGGUAGCAUUCUGCUGAGGAAGCUCAUGUAACACAAUCAGAAAGCUCCAGAACAGUUACUAAAUGGACCGUGUGGUGGGAUUUUCUUGUCAACUGUUUAUAUAAAAAAAAAUAUUGUGUAAAAAUAAAUGAUGUGAAAGGAAAGGAUUGAUUUACUUGUUUAAAAAGAAGGUUCCUACAUUUUCAUUCCUUCAUUUGAUGUGACUUCUACUCACUAUCACUAAAGUUUAAAGUUUAGAUUGUAAAACGGGAAAUAUAUAUCGACAUGAUAUCAAAAAUUAAUUCAAAAUACCAAUAAUUAACCCUACAAAGAUUUUGCAAUAUAUCGAUAUCGAGGUAUUUGUUAGAAUAUUUUGUGAUGUUUUAUUCAUAGGGGCGACUAAUGUACUUUAUUGUGAGUAAAAUCAAGACAUGUGACAAACAUGUAAAUGUUAUUGUUUGUGGUGAAGGAUUUCCAUUUGUUUAGUAAUUACCAGGAGGUCAAGCAAUUCUAAACCGGUUCACUGGUGAACUUUAUUGACUUGUAUAUAUAUUAUUAACUUGAAUAUCUUAUGAACAAAAGACUAUGAUGAUCUGUUGUUGUCUAAUGUUUAUUUUUCAGCAUUUAGCAUAGAUUUGAAAGAACAUCAUAACAAUAUUGCUCAUAAGACAAUACCAGU
Messenger RNA from Cyclopterus lumpus (lumpfish), 3068 nucleotides. RefSeq names its product inward rectifier potassium channel 16-like. Gene Ontology annotation, molecular function: inward rectifier potassium channel activity. NCBI's taxonomy places the organism in Eukaryota, Metazoa, Chordata, Actinopteri, Perciformes, Cyclopteridae. The transcript has 2 exons. The coding region runs from base 85 to 1335 and encodes 416 amino acids. The record is from RefSeq and is a predicted model, not a curated record. Gene Ontology annotation, cellular component: plasma membrane. Gene Ontology annotation, biological process: potassium ion import across plasma membrane; regulation of monoatomic ion transmembrane transport.